AUUCAUAUUUUAGCUUUACCAAUUUUGGAAGAACAGAUUGCCAAGGGAACUGAAUCAGGAGUUAUGCUGCAGUCAAUACUGCUCAGUGGUCAAAGCAUUCCAGAUGAACUUGUCAUAAAGCUAAUGUUGGAGAAGCUCAACUCCUUGGAAGUUUCUCACUUUGGUAUGUUUAUUUUUAUAUAUCGGUGGCUCUCAAAGCAACCUUAUAGAUUCCUAGGGUCUGGGUACAAUGAUACUGGCUACCUCUCAAUGCGUAAGGCCCUUAAACUCAUCACUCAGAAAAUUCAGGCCUAUCAAAUACUGGCCUAUCAGGCAUUUAUUGCAGAAAUGCAGAUGGUGGCUGAAAUUCUUCAACAUGUAGUUCAGAGACCUGAGGAUUAUUUGGAAAAUAUUGAAAACAUCGUUAAACUUUAUAAGGAAAUAAUUCUCCAUCCGUUAGAAGUAGUUGAAGAAAACACGAAUAGGUUUUCUGGUGCCCCGAAGUAUGGAGGGUGGAUACUGGACAACUGCCCUGCUAUAAAAGAACUGUGGAUAGUCUUAAUUGAGAAAGGAAUUAUACCUGAUUUAGUCAUCUCUUUAUCAGAUACAGAAAACAAUGGAAAAUAUUUACUUAAUAGACUGUAUUUAGAGAAUAAGACUGAAGUUGACUCUAAGAUUUUAGGAAGAUUAUUAGAUGAACUACAAAAGAAAAAAAGAGAGGAAGAAGCAGCAAGAAAGUUGUCCUUAUGUCUUGUUGACAAGAAGCUUGUUAAUGAAGAUAGAAUUAAAGAGAAGAGAAGGCACUUAGGAGAUACAAAGCACUUUUGUCCAGUGUUUCUCAAAGAAAACUUCAUCCUACAACCAGGCAGCAGAGACGAAGCAGCUAAAUAUCGAGAAAAGAUCUACUACUUUUCAAGUCCUGAGGCUAAAGAAAAGUUUCUGGAGCAUCCUGAGGAGUACGUGGCUCAUAAAGAACCAUUAAAGGCUCCUCCAGUAAGAAUAUGCCUUAUAGGCCCCCGUGGCUCUGGCAAAACUGUCUGUGGAAGACAGUUAGCAGAAAAAUGGGGCAUUUUUCACAUUCAGUUUGAAGAAUUUCUUCAAGAGAAACUAAUGCUCAAAACCAAAAAGAAAAUUGGAAGUGAAUUUGAAGAAGUUUCUGAUGAAGAACGGUUUACAAAACAAGAACUUGAAGAACUUGCAAUUCAGGCCAAUGUCAAGAUUGAAGAAGAAAAUACAAGGAAGCCGCCUCCAGACGUACAACUUACAGAAGAAGAAGAAGCAAUCAAAUUAAAUCUACUGGAAAAUGAGCCAUUACCUCCCGAAAUUCUUGAAACAAUUCUUUCUGAGUGGUGGCUUAAGGAACCAAUACGUUCCACAGGUUUUAUAUUAGAUGGUUUCCCACGAUAUCCUGAGGAAGCCCUGUUUCUGGGGGAACGUGGAUUUUUCCCAGAUGCUGCUGUUUUUAUACAAGUUGAUGAUCAAGAUAUUUCUGAUCGACUCCUUCCUUCCCAAAUUGAAAAGUGGAAACAGAAACAAAAGAAAAAAUUAGAAAGGAAAAAACUCAUCAAAGAAUUGAAGGCAAAAAUCAAGGAUGAUAUGAUUUCCAAAAGAAGGGCUGAACUUCUAGCAAAGAGAGAAAAAAAACAUAAAGCGGAGAUGGAUAAAGAAGAUGAAGACUUCAGUGAAGAAGAGCCUGAAGAUGAAGAUGAUAUUGACAACAUCCUUGAAGAUGAAUUUCCGAAAGACGAGGAAGUGAUGAGUGAGGAAGAUGAAGAACAGGAAAUUGAUGCACUUGAGCGCCUGAGAGGUGAACUGGGAGAAAAAUUUGAAGCAGAUAUGAGUAAUUUACAAGUAAUACAGGAUGAAUUUGAGAAGCUUUUGAUCCCAGUAAUUCUCAUUAAUGGAGCUCGGAAAAUCCACAUUGUACAAUAUAAUAUGAAUAUGAAGCUGAAACCACUGGUGGAGAAUCGUGAGAGCAUUUUUGAAAAAUGUUAUCCAAUAGCAUCCCACCUUGCCCAAAAAAUGCUCAGCUAUACCUAUAAGUAUGUCAGCGCAUUUGGCUACUGGGACCCCGUAAAGCUAAGUGAAGGAGAGACAAUCAAACCAAUUGAAACUUCAGAGAAUCCAGUCCAUGCUGUAAUCCAUCGUCAGUAUAUUUAUUUUUUAUCUAGUAAGGAAACUAAAGAAAAAUUUAUGAAGAACCCAAUCAAAUAUAUCCGCCAACCCAAACCUAAGCCCACUGUGCCCAUUAGGGUUAUAAUUCUGGGCCCUCCAAAAUCUGGGAAAACUACAGUUGCCCAAAAAAUUUCAAGUGAAUAUGGCUUAAAGCGUUUGUCAAUAGGAGAAGCUUUGCGUUACAUAUUAAACAGCCAACCAGACACAGAGCUGGCACUCAUGUUAAAUUGGCAUCUUCAUAAAGGAAUGACAGCACCUGAUGAACUGGCUAUUCAAGCCUUAGAAAUCUGUCUGAUGGAAAGUGUAUGUAAUACUGCAGGUGUUGUCAUCGAUGGCUACCCUGUAACUAAAUACCAAAUGAGUCUCUUGGAAGCUAGGUCAAUCAUCCCCAUGGUCAUCUUUGAAUUGGAUGUGCCUUCCAAGGAGAUUUUCAAAAGAUUGUUCCUGGAAAAAAAAAAGGAGCAAAGUUUGCCUUAUCCACUGCACAAUAGCACACAGAUUAUAGCUGUCAAAAACUCAAAAUACCACAAAAAUAUUGAUGAGAUUAGGAAAUAUUAUCAAGAACAGCAUCAGAACUGGUAUGUGAUUGAUGGAUUUCACAGCAAAUGGAGGGUAUGGAAUGAAGUCAUUAAGAAAGUUCAAAUGGUGAAUAAAUAUAUGCAGAUAUACCUGGAAAGAAUAAGUGCAGGAAAAGCUGCCUGCAUCGACAAGUUAUGUAUCACACCUCAAGAACUGAUUUCUCGCCUGGGCGAAUUUGGACAGUUCUGCCCUAUCAGUCUGGCAGAAUCACAUGAACUAGUUGAUUGCUCUGUAACUGACUCAUUGGAAUUUGCAGCAGAGUUCAGAGGGCACUAUUAUAAAAUGAGUUCUCAGGAAAAUCUGAACAAAUUUUUGGAGAACCCAGAAUUAUAUGUGCCUCCGUUAGCACCUCAUCCACUACCACCUGCCGACAUGAUCCCCAAAAGGCUGACACUGUCAGAGCUGAAGAGCCGAUUUCCCAAGUGUGCAGAGCUCCAGGGCUACUGUCCAGUGACCUAUCAGGACGGAAACCACAGAUAUGAGGCCCUUGUACCUGGGAACAUUAAAUUUGCUUUAGAAUAUCGUGAUCGUAUAUAUAUUUGUGAGACUAGAGGAAAACUUGAGAAAUUUUUGAGGUCGCCAGAGAAAUACUGGAGCCAGAAGCUUCCGUACAAACUGCCCCCAUUGAAGGAGCCCAUCCAUCUCACGAGUCUUCCUUUGCCUGGAUAUCUGGAACAGGGUAUCGCAACUUCACUAAUUAAAGCAAUGAAUGCAGCAGGAUGCUUAAAGCCCAAAUUCCCCUUCUUAAGUAUAAGGAGAUCUGCACUACUAUAUAUAGCAUUUCACCUAAAAGCCUUCAAUCCCAAAAGUUCUGAAUAUACAAGAAGGAAGUAUAAGAAGAAAUUGGAGCAGUUUAUGGAGAGAUGUGAACUCAUCACAUACCUAGGUGCCAAGAUGACCAGAAAAUAUAAGGAACCUCAGUUUAGAGCCAUUGACUUUGAUCAUAAAUUACAGACCUUUCUCUCUCUUAGAAAUAUAGACCCAGUUAAUGGAUAGUUUGCUUGGGCAACUGCAACGAGGAUGUCAAGAGUUAUCUGAAAGGUAUAGAAGGAAAUAGGUUGAAAAUUUGGCCCUCUCUGCUAUACUUUUUCCCUUCUGAGUGAUACACCAUGGCUGCCAGCCUUCAGAUGCUCUCAGAGCUCUGCCAGCCCAGAAGGAGUGCUCUUCCAGAAGCAUACGUCUUGACGUAAUUUAAAAAUGUAUUGCUCCUUGCCUGAACGUUCAUACUUUAACAACAUAGCUAUUCCAUUUAGAAUAUUUAGGUAACUUAUUUUACUUAAUAAAUCUAUUGUUCAAUUUCCUUUUUAACAUUUUCAGCCUCUGUUAAAGUAAAUUACUCAGUAAAUGAUAGAAAGCUUCAAGAAAGAAAAUUAACAUUGAUAUAAAUAAAAUAGAAACAUUGGUUACACUUUCAACAUAAAGAGUUGUUUGUAAACUUCAUGAGCCUAAGACACUAUCA
This is a messenger RNA of Ailuropoda melanoleuca (giant panda), 4192 nucleotides long. It is a transcript of the gene AK9, whose product is annotated as adenylate kinase 9. The transcript is spliced from 24 exons. The annotation marks the transcript as partial. The record is from RefSeq and is a predicted model, not a curated record. NCBI's taxonomy places the organism in Eukaryota, Metazoa, Chordata, Mammalia, Carnivora, Ursidae. Gene Ontology annotation, biological process: nucleobase-containing compound metabolic process. Gene Ontology annotation, molecular function: nucleobase-containing compound kinase activity; ATP binding.